CACAGCAAGACUCUAUCUCCAAAAAAAAAAAAAAAAUCAGUGAUAGAACAAGAAGAAAUUUAAAUGCUGGGCUUUUCAUAUAAAUCCAGGGAAUUAUGGGACAGUUAGUACCCACCUCCCAGGGUGUUAUGAGGAUAAAUUCACAUUAUGUCAUCUUCCCAGCACAAUGCUCUAUAGUGUGCUUCUGAGCACACAGCGCAUGCUCCAUAAACAUCGCAUUAAUGCAUGUGCGCGUGUUGUUUUCCAAAUGCAGACUUACUCAGACAUGAGCUGCCUCUGGAAACUUUAAAGGACCAACAGAGAACGCCAUGUUUUAGAAUAGUGAUUGGUGGUUUUUAUUUUGGACCAAAAGCAUUUGUGUUCUAAGAAGAGUGUAGGUAUAAGGGACUGUGUGCUGUGGCGCUUUGUCUAGUUGAGUGCUGUUAUAAGUGAUCUAGGGCAAGCAGGGUCAGCAUUAGCUGUGAAUGAAGCCAAUCCGUGGACUCCUUUCAAGCCUGCAGAAUUGACUGGGCACGGUGACUCACACCUGUAAUCCCAGCACUUUGGGAGGCUGAGAAGGGCGGAUCACCUGAGGUCAGGAGUUCAAGACCAGCCUAGCCAAUAUCGUGAAAGGCCAUCUCUACUAAAAACACAAAAAUUAGCCACCCGGGCAUGGUGGCAUGUGACUGUAGUCUCAGCUACUUGGGAGGCUGAGGCAGGAGAAUCACUUGAGCCUGGGAGGCAAAGAUUGCAGUGAGCCGAGAUCACGCCAGUGCACUCCAGCCUGGGCGACAGAGUAAGACUCUGUCUCAAACAAACAAACCUGCAGAAUCAAAUUAGUCUGGGGCUUGAAAUACCAGAUGAUUUCUCCGAAUAUUAAAGUUUAAGAGGCAAUUCUUAGCUAAGUGAUUGUCAGCUCAUCACAUUCUAGUUAGGAUUAAAUGGCCAGUUUGAAGAAAUACCCUUACCUGUGUCCUCUCGACGGAUUAUGUUGGCCUGGGUGGAAGCAUCCAUAUUGUUUUAAUUAAGUGUCCCAUGUAAUUGUAAGAUAAAGCCAGAGGCAAUCAUGAGGGCUCCCAGACAUAAGUGAGAAUUGAGUUCAGCCUUUUUGUGUGUGUGAGACAGUCUCACUCCGUCACCCAGGCCCCAGGCUGGAGUGCAGUGGCGCGAUCUUGGCUCACUGCAACCUCUGUCUCCUGGGCUCAAGUGAUUCUCCUGACUCAGCCUCCCCAGGCUUUGUUUUUUUUUUUUGUUUUUGUUUUUCUUUUUUGUUUUUUUAGAUGGAGUUUCGCUCUUGUUGCCCAGGCUGGAGUGCAAUGGUGCGAUCUCGGCUCACCACAACCUCUGCCUCCUGGGUUCAAGUGAUUCUCCUGCCUCAGCCUCCCAAGUAGCUGGGAUUACAGGCAUGCGCCACCACACUCGGCUAAUUUUGUAUUUUUAGUAGAGACAAGGUUUCUCCAUGUUGGUCAGCCUGGUCACAAACUCCCGAUCUCAGAUGAUCUGCCUGCCUUGGCCUCCCAGAGUGUUGGGAUUACAGGCAUGAGCCAUAGCGCCUAGCCCCCAGGCUUUGUUUUAAAGAGAGGUCAUGGGGCCUGCUGUGCUUGGUUUUCAUGGGAGCAGGGGAGUGGGGCCCUAUGGGCCCUUUGCUGCAGCAGAAAUUGCUGCCAUCUCUGGCAUGGAAGGGCAUCUAAAGGCAGGAAACUGGAGACUCACAUUUUAGUCUUUAGGUAGAAGCUCACUGUUCCUGAAAUUCUCCUGUGACAAUGACAAAGGACAAGCAAGUGUGGCCUUUUCUGUGCCUUUAAGAUAAUAUCACCUGAGAAGGAAUCCCAAAGGGAAGAGCAAGAGGAAGAAAUGGCUGGUUCUCAGGAACUGUUGACAUUCAGGGAUGUGACCAUAGAAUUCUCUCUGGAGGAGUGGGAGUUUCUGAACCCUGCUCAGCAGAGUUUGUAUAGGAAAGUGAUGCUAGAGAACUACAGAAACCUGGUCUCUCUGGGUCUUACUGUUUCUAAGCCAGAACUGAUUAGCCGUCUGGAGCAAAGACAGGAGCCCUGGAAUGUGAAGAGACAUGAGACCAUAGCCAAACCCCCAGCUAUGUCUUCUCAUUACACUGAAGACCUUUUGCCAGAACAGUGCAUGCAAGAUUCAUUCCAAAAAGUGAUACUGAGAAGAUAUGGAAGCUGUGGACUUGAGGAUUUACACUUAAGGAAGGAUGGGGAAAAUGUGGGUGAGUGUAAGGAUCAAAAAGAAAUUUAUAAUGGACUUAACCAAUGUUUGUCAACUCUACCUAGCAAAAUUUUCCCAUAUAAUAAAUGUGUGAAAGUCUUUAGUAAAUCAUCAAAUCUAAAUAGAGAAAACAUAAGACAUACUACAGAGAAACUUUUCAAAUGUAUGCAAUGUGGCAAAGUCUUUAAAUCUCACUCAGGCCUUUCUUAUCAUAAGAUAAUUCACACUGAAGAGAAACUCUGCAUAUGUGAGGAAUGUGGCAAAACCUUUAAGUGGUUCUCAUACCUUACUAAACAUAAGAGAAUUCACACUGGAGAGAAACCAUACAAAUGUGAAGAAUGUGGCAAAGCUUUUAACUGGUGCUCGAGUCUUACUAAACAUAAGAGAAUCCAUACUGGUGAGAAACCCUACAAAUGUGAAGAAUGUGGAAAAGCCUUUCACUGGUGUUCACCCUUUGUUAGACAUAAGAAAAUUCAUACAGGAGAAAAACCCUAUACAUGUGAAGACUGUGGCAGAGCGUUUAACCGGCACUCACAUCUCACCAAACAUAAGACAAUUCACACUGGAAAGAAACCCUACAAAUGUAAAGAAUGUGGGAAAGCCUUUAACCACUGCUCACUACUUACUAUACAUGAGAGAACCCAUACGGGAGAGAAACCCUAUAAAUGUGAAGAAUGUGGCAAAGCUUUUAACUCAUCAUCAAUUCUUACUGAACAUAAGGUAAUUCAUAGCGGAGAGAAACCCUACAAAUGUGAAAAAUGUGACAAAGUCUUUAAGAGGUUCUCAUACCUUACUAAACACAAGAGAAUUCACACUGGAGAGAAACCCUACAAAUGUGAAGAAUGUGGCAAAGCUUUUAACUGGUCCUCAAUCCUUACUGAACAUAAGAGAAUUCAUACUGGAGAGAAACCCUACAACUGUGAAGAAUGUGGAAAAGCCUUUAAUCGGUGCUCACACCUUACUAGACAUAAGAAAAUUCAUACUGCCGUCAAACGCUAUAAAUGUGAAGAAUGUGGCAAAGCUUUUAAACGGUGCUCACAUCUUAAUGAACAUAAGAGAGUUCAAAGAGGAGAGAAAUCCUGCAAGUAUAAAAAAUGUGGGGAAGCUUUUAAUCACUGCUCAAACCUUACUACGUAAGAAUUUUUACUAAAGAGAAAUCCUACAAAUGUAAAGAAUGUGGCAAAUUCCAUAAAUCUUGCUCAAGGCAUUGAAAUCACAAGAUAAUUCAUACUGGAGAGAAACACUACAAAUGUGAAGAAUGUGGGGAAAGUCUUCAACCAUUGCUGACAGCUUAUUGCACAGAAGAAAAUUCAUGCUGAGAAAAAUUCUGAUUUUAAAGAAUGUGGCAAAGCAUUUAAUAACUACUAUGAACUUACUCAUCAGAGGUUUUGUGCUAGAUAAAAGCAAUGUAAGUGUAAUGAUACACAUUACAUUUAUCUGUGGAAAGAUGUCACCAAAUAAAAGCCUUAGAGUACACAAGGUGUAAUGAUAGUGAUACAUUACAUUUGUACAUGGAAAGACUUCAAAAAUAUAAGCCUUAGAGUACACAAGAGUUUUUAUACUGAAGAAAAACAUUACAAAUAUAAAGAUUGUUGCAAUACUUUUACUUAUGUUACAGAUUUUGUUGUACAUAGGAGAAUUUAUACUGAAAGGUAACCCUCUAACAGUUGCUCAAAUUUUAUUCCAUUUUAGAUAAUUUACAUUGGAAAGAAACCCUACAACUGUAAUGAAUAUGAAAAAAAUUGUUUAAAAAGUACACCUUAGAAAACACUAGUUUAAGGCCGGGCGCGGUGGCUCACACUUAUAAUCCCAGCACUUUGGGAGGCCGAGGCAGGCGGAUCACGAGGUCAGGAGAUCGAGACCACGAUGAAACCCUGUCUCUACUAAAAAUACAAAAAAUUAGCUGGGCAUGUUGUCGGGUGCCUGUAGUCCCAGCUACUGGGAGAGGCUGAGGCAGGAGAAUGGCGUGAACCCGAGAGGCGGAGCUUGCAGUGAGCCGAGAUCGCGCCACUGAACUCCAACCUGGGCGACAGAGACUCUGUCUCAAAAAAAAAGAAAGAACGCUAGUUUAUAUGAAAGCAUUUAACAGAUGCAGUAAAUAUAAAAAAUUAAUAAAAAAUUAAGUCUAAAUGAACAUCAGAAGAUUCACAGUAGAAACCACUAAGACGCUAACACUUUCAAUGUUAUUCUAAAUCAGGGCAUUGAUUAUAAAGAGUAAUUCAAGGUUAACAUAAUUUAGUUAGCCUAAACAGAAAUAGGAGAUUAAUAUUUUGAGACUUAAACAAUUAUAUUCAAAGUACACUUUUUGCAUUGAAAGAAUUUUAGAUUUUUACAAAGGCAAAUUUUGAUGUAAUUGAACUCUCAAAUUACUUGAUGCUGUGUCUUUAUUCCUAGUGUCUGUAUGAAAGCAUGUGGUCAAUUUCUGCUGCUCGGGGUUUGAGAAGUUCUAUAUUAGGAUGUCAUUUACAUACUUUUCAACAGAAGAUUGAGGACACUGAAAUAUGAGGUGUGUGAAGAAAGUACACAGAGAAACUUUUGUGGUUGACUUAUAAAACUUGUAAGUGCUGCAUGAGAUAGAUGUUCAGAGUAAUAGUCUUGUGCAUUAUUCAAAUUUUAGUAAAUUGUUUUACCAAUUGCACAUUAGAUAGUAUAGUGGAUUUUGUAAUGCUUUUCUUAGACUGUGUGAACUUAGUUUCAAUAAAACAAUUAUUUUUAAUGUGUUAA
This is a messenger RNA of Homo sapiens (human), 4929 nucleotides long. RefSeq names its product zinc finger protein 682 (gene ZNF682). Gene Ontology annotation, cellular component: nucleus. Lineage: Eukaryota; Metazoa; Chordata; Mammalia; Primates; Hominidae. Gene Ontology annotation, biological process: regulation of DNA-templated transcription; negative regulation of transcription by RNA polymerase II. The transcript is spliced from 5 exons. The record is from RefSeq and is a predicted model, not a curated record. Bases 1834 to 3342 code for a protein of 502 amino acids.